ACAGAGAUAUUUAAAGUAAAAGAGUAAAGAAUAACAAAGCAGUAAAUUAAAAAUUUUCAUGUUAUUUACACUUAUCUGCUAUUAACCAAUGGCAGAGAAUAGUGGACAUUGUAAUUUUGGCUUAGUUGCAACCGAUAAGCAGUUAGCUUUAAAUAAAGAAAAGGCAUAGAAGCGAAUUUCGUGGUUAACAGCAAAAUGAAGUUACCAGAAAUUGAUGUGGACCUUUUACCUUUAAAAGUAGUUCUGUUUUGUUUAUUUGGAGCUCAUGCGUGUCUAAUUCCUUACAUGACUAUACACAUGAAAGAUCUUGGAAUUUCUGUAGAAGAGACUUCUUACAUUUACACAUUUCUACCCUUUACACAAAUUAUGGGUUCCCCACUAGCAGGUGCAGUGGCUGAUAAAUUAGGGCAAUACAAGCCAGUUUUAAUCAUUUCUCUCUUAUUAACUUCAGCUUUCAGUACAGCCAUUAUGUUUGUACCUCCAGCAGCCAACACUUAUGAGCAUGUUCCUCAUCGCUACAUAACAUGUAACUCUUCGGAAUUAAAUUUAAUAAUUGAAAGUUGUAACCAAAAAUGCGAAAAUAAUUCAAAUGUCAGGUAUGAUCUAUUUGCUUCAAGUUGUGAUAAGAGAUGUUUCAAUUCUUUACAUGGUAAUUUGAACUCCAGCUACGAAACAAACAUGACUUCAUCCAUAUCCAUUACAAAUAUACACUUAGAUAUGCCAGAACUAAAAGAAGAUCUUUGCAGUUACUCAAUUUCAGCAUCUAAGACCCCUCUGCUUUGUUAUUCGGAAGAUAUAGAUGAUGAAAACUGCACUAUCAAUUGCAACAUAACUUUAGUCUCCAAUACUAACGAAACCAAUUACUUAAACGGAAAUUGUUUCCAUACUAACACUAAUAAACGCUUAACUGUAUGGAUAUAUUUUGGGUUAAGGGUCAUGUUUCAAAUAUUUGUGGCUAUCUGCAUUUCACUAACUGAUGCUACCACGUUACAUAUGGUAGAAUCGCAUGGUGGACAGUAUGGACGCCAAAGAUUUUGGGCUAUAUUAGCUACUGCAAUCUUCUCCCCCGUUACUGGAAUCUUAGUAGAUUUCGUGAGUGAAAAAGGGCAUAACGAUUACUCUCCCGCAUUUUAUUUCUUUAACGGAUUAACUAUAUUAACAGUUUUUGCUGUAGCUUCACUUAAAAUGGAGUUGGCCCUACCCGAAGAAAACAUAUGGAAAAAUGCAGUCAAGCUAUUCAGAUUACCAGUUGUUAUAAUUCUCUUUUUUAUAAUCUUCUGGUUAGGUACGGUAUGGGGUUUCAUAGAGUCGUUUCUCUUCUGGUAUCUGUUAGAUUUAGAUAGUCCCACAUAUCUUCUUGGAUUAACUCUCACUAUUGGCUCUGGAAUUGGUCUACCCUUUCUUCACUACUCAGAAUGGUUCGUAAGACACAUAGGACAAGUAAAUCUGUUAAUAAUUGCACUGAUGUUCUACUUCAUCAGAUGUUUUGGUUAUUCUUUUAUAAGUAACCCAUGGUGGUGCAUUCCAUUCGAAGCCAUGGAAGCAUUUACUUAUCACACCAUGUGGGUUGCUGCAGCUACUUACAGUGCGAAGCUCUGUCCGAGGAGUCUUUUGGGAACAAUGCAAGGAUUUGUUAGUGGUAUACAUUAUGGAGUUGGUCGUGGGUCCGGUAGUUUUAUAGGUGGUAACAUUAUGAGUAAUUACGGUGGAAGAAUAGCUUUUCGUGCAAUGGGAAUAAUUUCUGGUGGAUUUUGUGUUAUUUACGCUUUGAUUCAUUAUGGAGUUGUUAGAAAAUUUAAUGAAAAAGAAGAAAAAAUGAAAAAAGCAAUUGAAUUAGAACUUUCCAUUGCUGAAGAUAUUCCACCAGAAGAGGAUCCACUUUCAGGAGAAGGAGAGAUGCCAGAUGAAUUGAAACGUUAUUUAGCACAAGCACGAAAAUCGAUAGAAAGUAGAGGACCAGUUUUAUAAAUGAUUAAUUGUAUAUAUUUAAAAGUAGUAGUUUUAUAAAGUUUUGUU
Centruroides sculpturatus (bark scorpion) is the source of this 2016-nucleotide messenger RNA. RefSeq names its product major facilitator superfamily domain-containing protein 6-like. NCBI's taxonomy places the organism in Eukaryota, Metazoa, Arthropoda, Arachnida, Scorpiones, Buthidae. The transcript is spliced from 5 exons. Gene Ontology annotation, cellular component: membrane. Bases 196 to 1968 code for a protein of 590 amino acids. The record is from RefSeq and is a predicted model, not a curated record.